CAUCAGCAUCAUUCGCCCCCUGAAGACUUGCGCCGUGCUGCUGUCAGCACCACCAGUUCCGAGAUCUACUUGUAUAUCAGUGUCUUAAAGUGCAUACUCUUCUUCUUAAAUAGAACAGCUCGUUUAAAGAUGUUGGCGUGCACUGAAAUGAUCACGAUGUGUCUCCAGUCGGCGAAGCGCGAGCAUCUCCGCUCCAAACAGCAGCAGCAGCAGCAUCAGAUGCAGGAUGCGGUUCACGGACUGCCCAUCUUUCACGAUAUUUUCCGUCGAGCUGACAAAAACGAUGACGGGAAGCUGUCCUUCGAGGAGUUUAAAGCGUAUUUUGCAGAUGGGAUACUGACAACCGACGAGCUGCGAGAGCUGUUCUACUCCAUCGAUGGACGGCAGACGAAUAACCUCGAUACAGACAAACUAUCAGAUUAUUUUUCCCAGCAUCUUGGGGAAUACCUGGAUGUUCUGUCAGCGUUAGAGAAACUCAAUGUCGCUGUCCUAAAGGCCAUGGACAAGACAAAGGAGGAGUACCAGGGUUCGUCUGUUCUGGGGCAGUUUGUGACCCGCUUCAUGUUGAGGGAGACGUCCAGUCAGCUGCUGUCGCUCCAGAUGUCUCUGCAGUGUGCAAUGGAGGCUGUGGAGGCUCAGAGCAGCAGCUCUCCGGUUGAAGUUAAGAUCCCGGAGAAUCUGAUCAUACAGAAGAACAACAGAAGAUGUGGCCGUCGAGUGCAGAAGAACAUGUGUCUGUCCCCCACUGAUCCGUACUCGGGCAUUCUGACUACUGGCGUUUCAGUGGAUACAGAUGAGCACUGGUGCUCUCAGAUCAACAGACUGCAGCAGCUCAUCGACAAACUGGAGUGUCAGAGCCCAAAGUUGGAGCCACUGAAAGAAGAUACACUGGCCAGCACAUACAAGUCGAACAUUCUGCUGGUGCAGAGACAGAUGAGCGUGACAGAGAGAGAUCUCGAGGAGUUCCAGAAGGCUCUGAAGACCUACGCAGACACCACCUCCAAUCAGAACGACAGCCUCCAUGUUUCCAUCCAGAAGCUUCCCGAGAAGAGCUGCUACAUCAUCUAUGAGUUCUGGCAGGAUCGUAUUUCCUGGAUGAGUUAUUUGCAGUCUGAUGCCAGUAAGAUGUUCCAGCGCUGCAUCAUAGACAUGCUGAAGGAUCCAGAGAUCGUCUCCACGAUGCUCAUGCCAGCGUCCUGGUGGAUCAUGACAAACAACUAACAGCAGCAAGAA
Molecule: messenger RNA, 1233 nt
Organism: Carassius carassius (crucian carp)
Lineage: Eukaryota; Metazoa; Chordata; Actinopteri; Cypriniformes; Cyprinidae
Gene: necab3
Product: N-terminal EF-hand calcium binding protein 3
Exons: 13
Coding region: 130-1221 (363 amino acids)
Biological process (GO): regulation of amyloid precursor protein biosynthetic process
Cellular component (GO): cytoplasm; Golgi cis cisterna; endoplasmic reticulum
Molecular function (GO): calcium ion binding
Source: RefSeq, a predicted model, not a curated record